Molecule: messenger RNA, 1823 nt
Organism: Eucalyptus grandis
Lineage: Eukaryota; Viridiplantae; Streptophyta; Magnoliopsida; Myrtales; Myrtaceae
Product: mitochondrial amidoxime reducing component 2
Exons: 8
Coding region: 692-1606 (304 amino acids)
Molecular function (GO): molybdenum ion binding; pyridoxal phosphate binding; catalytic activity
Source: RefSeq, a predicted model, not a curated record
CUUUCCCGUUCUUCUUGAAUUCUUUCCCUGGUGCGAACUCCUCUGCCGUCUCGCUCUGUUCGUUGUCUCUGUCCACUUCUGGGUGGAGAAACUCAAUUUCAUGGCACUGGUACCUCAGUAUUCGUCUUCAGCUGUCAACUCCUUUCGUCUUUCUUGAUUGUGUUCAUGGAUGGUUUGCACGAGAUGAGAUUUCUCUACAUCAGCCGAAGUCUGCGGGUUUCACUGUACUCAACCGUAGAUGAUUGUUAGGAUCGUCUCACAGUUUCGGUCAUGUUGCCUAGAAGUGGAACUCUGCCUAGUCCCUGACCUUUGGUUGAUCACGAGAGACACUGCUCUUUGCCAGCAAGAUUCUUCCAUCAACUAGGUUUAGUUCUGAAAGAUCCUUCUUCUCUUUUAUCUAUUCAUGUGGGCGUGGGGUUCUUUUUUUUUUUUUUUUUUUUGGUAAAGGUAAGAAUAUAUUAAAGGAGAGUUAGCUAUACAAAAAAACGGCGCCAAAAACUUUCACUCAUAGUGCAAAAGCAGAAUGAGUGGAAAGGGAGCCAAGAAAACAGAACCAGAACAAACACAAGAACAGCAGCCAAAACAACCGGCGAACACAGCACAGCAAACGCCAAAAGAUCAAAGAAGAUCAACUUAGUAACGGCAACCAUAGCACCAUUCAUAAGUCCAGAGUGACCCGCCAUCAAUCCAUAUGCUCAGCAGGGCCACCGACGAAGACAGAGGGGUCAAAUCCCCAUCCUCGUUGGAGCCUUCUAUUCCUAGGGUUGUCCGGUACUCUACUGAAGGAUUUCGAUGGGACCGGCAAUGGUUAGUUGUGAACAGUAAAGGCAGGGCAUACACUCAAAGAGUUGAACCCAAGCUUGCUCUGGUGACUGUCAAGCUUCCUGAUGAGGCCUUUUCCGAGGGUUGGCUACCGACUGCCAAUUCUUUUAUGGUACUGAAGGCUCCUGGCAUGAAUGAGCUGAAGAUUUCUUUGAGCAACCCCCGUGACGUUACUGAUGGCAUCUCGGUGUGGGAAUGGUCCGGCUCUGCAUGGGAUGAAGGACAGGAAGCAGCGAACUGGUUUUCGAACUAUCUUGGAAAACCUGGUCGACUAGUUCGUUUCAAUGCAGCAUCAGAAACUCGGCCUGUGGAUCCUCAAUAUGCUAAUGGACAUAAAGUCAUGUUCUCUGACGGAUAUCCAUUCUUGCUGUUAUCUCAGGGAUCAAUGGACGCGCUCAAUAAUCUGCUCAAGGAGCCAGUGCCAGUUAAUCGUUUUAGAACAAACAUUUUGGUUGAUGGCUGUGAACCAUUCUCCGAGGACCUAUGGACAGAGAUCGAGAUUAACAAGUUUGCUUUCCAGGGUGUCAAGCUGUGCUCCCGCUGUAAGGUACCAACCAUUGAUCAAGAGACUGCUGUAGCUAAGCCAGAUAUUAAUGAAACUCUAAAAACAUUCCGCUCUGAUAAAGUAUUGCGCCCAACUGGAAAGGUGCAAGGAAAGGUUUUCAUGGGGCAGAACAUGGUUCUAAAGAACUUCCUGAAGGAUGGGAAGGGCAAGGUCAUCAAGGUCGGAGAUCCUGUCAAUGUCGUUAAGAUGGUAUCGUCUGCUGCUGAAGCGCCUGCUUAAAGUUCCAAGCUUUGUAAUGGUGCCGCGUGUACUAUUGCAUAGUGCAUUGCAUAGUGCAUUGCAUAUGAAUACAGACUUGGAUAUUUAGAAUGACGGAUGGAAUCUAAUUGCUGGACAUGAAUGAACUGUUCCGCCUGUAUACUAAAUAAAUGGUCCUGUCAUGGUUCAUACCUGUGACCAUUAUAUGACGAAUUUCCAUCAGUUUUAUAUCUUUUCA